GCAGUGUGGUUGGCUGCCAAGCGCCUGGUGCCUGCGCUUCUGCUAGAACCGGAGGGCAGCACAGCAGACGCAGUGGGAGCCGUGCAUCGUCGCAGCCUGUGCUUCUCCACGGCGCUGGGGCCUCCGGGAGUGCUAACGCUGGACAAGCCGCUGCAGGCAGCCAGGGCUGCAGGAGCAGGACUAUGUCCACCAUGGUGUACCCAAGGGAGGAGAAACUGGACAAGCUAAGCCAAGAGGAAAUCAUUUCCAACACCAAGCUCGUGAUGCAAGGGCUGGAGGCACUCAAGAAUGAACACAACUCCAUCCUGCACAGCUUGCUGGAGACCAUCAAGUGCCUGAAGAAAGAUGAAGAAGCCAAUCUCGUGCAUGAGAAAUCCAACCUGCUCCGCAAGUCAGUGGAGAUGAUUGAACUGGGGCUCGGAGAAGCUCAGGUGAUGAUGGCAUUGUCCAACCAUCUGAAUGCUGUGGAGUCAGAGAAGCAGAAGCUGCGUGCUCAGGUGCGGAGACUGUGCCAGGAGAACCAGUGGCUGCGCGAUGAGCUUGCCAACACCCAGCAGAAGCUGCAGCGCAGUGAACAAACUGUGGCUCAGCUGGAGGAGGAGAAGAAACACCUUGAGUUCAUGAACCAGCUGAAGAAGUAUGAUGAGGAUGUCUCACCUUCGGAGAAGGAGGGCGACUCCGCCAAGGACUCUCUGGAUGAUCUGUUCCCGAAUGAGGAGGAGGACCAUGGUCCUGGAUGUAAUGCUGUGGCAGCUGCCCAGCAGGGAGGCUAUGAGAUUCCUGCACGCUUGCGCACCCUCCACAACCUUGUAAUCCAGUACGCCUCACAGGGACGCUAUGAGGUGGCUGUGCCACUCUGCAAGCAGGCACUGGAGGACCUGGAGAAGACAUCAGGCCACGAUCACCCUGAUGUGGCCACCAUGCUCAACAUCCUGGCACUAGUGUACAGGGAUCAGAAUAAAUACAAAGAGGCAGCACACCUCUUGAAUGAUGCUCUCUCCAUCCGUGAGAAGACUCUGGGCAAAGACCACCCAGCGGUGGCAGCAACUUUGAACAAUCUGGCUGUUCUCUACGGCAAGAGAGGGAAGUACAAAGAAGCAGAGCCACUGUGUAAGCGAGCCCUGGAGAUCCGUGAGAAGGUCCUAGGCAAAGACCAUCCUGAUGUCGCCAAGCAGCUGAACAAUUUAGCCCUGCUGUGCCAGAACCAGGGCAAGUAUGAUGAGGUGGAGUACUAUUACUGCCGGGCCCUGGAGAUCUAUGAGAGCUGCCUGGGUCCUGAUGACCCCAAUGUGGCCAAGACCAAGAACAACCUGGCCUCCUGUUACCUGAAGCAAGGCAAAUACAAAGAUGCAGAGGUGCUGUAUAAGGAGAUCCUUACCCGUGCUCACGUGAAGGAGUUUGGCUCUGUGGAUGAUGAACACAAGCCAAUCUGGAUGCACGCGGAGGAGAGAGAGGAGAUGAGCAAGAGCAAGCACAGAGACAGUGCUCCCUACGCUGAGUAUGGUGGCUGGUACAAGGCCUGUAAGGUUAGCAGCCCAACUGUGAACACCACUCUGAGGAACCUGGGUGCGCUGUACCGACGCCAGGGCAAGCUAGAGGCAGCUGAGACCUUGGAGGAGUGUGCUGUUCGCUCUCGGCGGCAGGGCAUUGACCCAAUCAACCAGACAAAGGUGGUGGAGAUCCUGAAGGAAGGCGAUGGCACAGAGAGACGGCGGAGCCUGGGGGGCAGCGUCAAGUAUGAGAAUGCCACAGACGGUAGCGAGGAAGAUGGCAGUGGCACCCUCCAGCGCAGCAGCUCCCUGGGGAAAAUCCGGGAUGUGAUACGGAGGAGCAGUGAGAUGUUGGUCAAGAAACUGCAGGGCAAUGGUCCCCUGGAGCCCAGGAACACCAGCAUGAAACGAGCUGCAUCAUUAAAUUACCUGCACAAGUCUAGUGAUGCUUCGUUUGAGGGCACCCAAGGCCUCCGUGCAGAGAGUAGAGGCCUCAGCGCCAGCAGCAUGGACCUGUCCUCCCACAGCUCCCUCCUGGGGGUCCACGGGCGCCGGGAGGCCCUAGCUAGUUUGGGAAUCGCAGCCUGCACGCAUGCUCCUCUGCUGCACACCCAGGGCCGGCAGCUUCGGUGGCAGCACGCUCGGCACCAGUCGCACACGCUAGCCAGGCAGAAAUGCCAGUCCG
This is a messenger RNA of Fulmarus glacialis (Northern fulmar), 2175 nucleotides long. RefSeq names its product kinesin light chain 1-like. Gene Ontology annotation, molecular function: kinesin binding. Gene Ontology annotation, cellular component: membrane-bounded organelle; kinesin complex; cytoplasm. NCBI's taxonomy places the organism in Eukaryota, Metazoa, Chordata, Aves, Procellariiformes, Procellariidae. The record is from RefSeq and is a predicted model, not a curated record. The annotation marks the transcript as partial. Gene Ontology annotation, biological process: microtubule-based movement. The transcript has 17 exons.